UCUCGGCCCCAUCAUUUCUUUCCCUUUGCCAGAGCGCGCGGCUGCGGCCCGCGCCGUGCCCACCUACGUACUGCGCGGCAAGCGUUCCAAGGCCUCCCAUGCCCACGCGGCCACGCCGGCACGCCAUUCUCCACACUGGACCUUCCACUGAGCUAUGCUCCUCCUCACAAGGCUGGCCAAACCCGGAUGCUGCUCGCCGACGACCUCCCCGCGUGUCGCCCAUGCCGCUCUCGGCUGGAGCCGGUUCUUCCACACCGGCGACGGGGACGCGCACAAUGUGUUCGGUGCGAUGCCUACACCGGACCACAGGCAGUGCAGUGCGCUGCUCAGGGCGCGCACCGCGAGCGGGGAUCACUACGGGUCCGUCUGCCUCGUCCGCGGGAUGCUUGGGCGGGGCCUCCGGCCCGACAGGCUCGCGGUCGCCGCGGCGAUCAAGUCGGCGUCGGCGCUCCCCGACGGCGGCGCCCUGGGGAGGUGCCUCCACGGGUUUGUUGUCAGGCUCGGGAACGCUGCUGGCGUGGCGGUGGCGAAGGCAAUCAUGGACAUGUACGGGAGGCGUGGGGCUCUCACGGACGCCCGCCUAGUGUUUGAUGAAAUGGGCUGCCGUGACGCGGUAUGUUGGAACAUCCUGAUCACUGGGUCCUCCCGGGCUGGGUUUUUUGACGACGUAUUUGCCUUGUUCCGGUUGAUGCUUGCGUGUGGUGUAGAUGAGAGCAUGCCGACUGCGGUGACGGUGGCUGUCGUCAUUCCGGUAUGUGCAAAGCUGAGAGAUUUAACGGCUGGGAGGAGUGUCCAUGGCUAUGUCGUCAAGACUGGGUUGGAAUCUGAUACUUUGUGUGGGAAUGCAUUGGUGUCCAUGUAUGCAAAAUGUGGUGCAGGUGGAAUCACGGAUGAUGUGCAUAGAGCCUUUUCCUCAAUUCAUUGCAAGGAUGUUGUUUCAUGGAAUUCGAUCAUCGCAGGAUACUCCGAGAAUGGGUUGUUCGAAGAAGCACUCGUACUAUUUGGUCAGAUGAUCUCAGAGGAAUGUCUUCCGAAUUAUUCAACCGUAGCUAAUAUUCUUCCUGUAUGCUCGUUCAUGGAGUAUGGGAGGAACUAUGGCAAAGAAGUGCAUGCUUUCGUGUUCCGGUUUGGCUUAUAUAUGGACAUAUCUGUUUGUAAUGCGCUGAUGACUCAUUAUUCCAAGGUGUGUGAAAUGAGGGUUGUGGAAUCAAUAUUCAGAAGUAUGAAUUCAAGAGAUAUUGUUACGUGGAACACAAUAAUUGCUGGAUAUGUGAUAAACGGGUGCCACUCUAGGGUGUUAGGCCUGUUCCGUAGGCUUCUGUCGACAGGAAUGACCCCUGAUUCUGUUUCUUUCAUUAGUCUGCUCACUGUUUGUGCUCAAGUAGGAGAUGUGAAAGGAGGGAUGGCAGUUCAUGGUUAUAUUUAUCGGCAUCCAGUACUUCGUCAGGAAACAUCCUUAAUGAAUGCUCUUAUUAGUUUCUAUAACCAGUGUGGCAGAUUUGAUGAUGCUCUUCAUUCUUUCGCUGAUAUUUUGGACAAGGAUUCAGUAUCAUGGAAUGCAAUUCUAUCGGGCUGUGCUAACAGAAAAGAAUAUAUUGGGGAGUUCACCAAACUCUUCUGUGAAAUGUGCCGUAAGGUAAGUCGUUGUGACCCAGUCACAAUCUUAAAUUUUAUCCGCAUGAGUACCUUCUGUGGUGCUAAGAGGGUUCGGGAAGCUCAUGGAUAUUCCUUGCGAGUUGGUUAUAUUGGGGAAAUGUCAGUUGCAAAUGCUAUUCUCGAUGCAUAUGCAAAGUGUGGUCACCCGCAGGAUGCAGAUGUACUUUUCAGAAACCUAGCCGGUCAGAACAUUGUAACAGGCAAUACUAUGAUCUCUUGCUACCUGAAAAAUAACAGUGUAGAGCAAGCUGAGAAAAUCUUCAACCAAAUGUCUGAGAAAGAUAGGACGACAUGGAAUCUCAUGAUCCAGUUGUAUGCACGUAAUAAUAUGUGUGAUCAAGCUUUCAGUCUGUUUCAUCAGUUGCAGUGUCCCGAUACUGUUGGCAUUACAAAUAUUCUCCUGGCUUGCAUCCAUUUGAGUUCGGUACAACUGGUGAAACAAUGUCAUGGCUACAUGCUCAGAGCAUCCCUAGAAGACAUCCAUCUUGAAGGAGCACUUCUUGAUGCAUAUUCAAAGUGCGGGAACAUAACCAAUGCCUACAACCUAUUUCGAGUUAGCCCUAACAAGGACCUUGUCACAUUCACUGCCAUGAUAGGAGGCUAUGCAAUGCAUGGAAUGGCAGAAGAGGCAGUAGAGCUGUUUUCUGAAAUGCUUACACUUGACAUUAAGCCAGACCAUGUAGCUCUAACUGCUCUGCUGUCAGCUUGCAGUCAUGCUGGGCUUGUUGAUGCAGGAAUCAAGGUUUUCAAGUUCGCCAGAGAUAUUUACAGAGUUGUACCGACAGCAGAGCACUAUACAUGCAUGGUUGACCUUCUUGCCCGCGGCGGGCGUCUCCAAGACGCAUACAAUUUUGCGUUGGAUAUGCCCCCUCACAUGGCCAAUGCAAAUGUAUGGGGCUCUCUGCUAGGAGCAUGCAAAGUCCACGGAGAGGUCAGAAUCGGCCAGCUCGCAGCUGAUCACUUGUUCUCCAUGGAGGUUGGGGACAUUGGGAACUAUAUCAUCGUGUCAAAUAUCUAUGCAGCUGAUGAGAAAUGGGACGGUGUGGAGCAUGUCAGGAAAUUGAUGAAGUCCAAGGAUAUGAAGAAACCUGCAGGAUGUAGCCAGGCACUUGUUUAUAGGCAGUGAUGUUAAGCACCAAGAUAGUUCUUUCAUCUCCGACAUGGUUGGAAGUUUGUAUCAGCAAAUCAAAGAUACACAAGCAGGCAAAGAACAUUCGAUUGCAAGUUUCAACAUUAGUGCAAUUGAUCUGGUCACAGGGUUACAGAAACUUGAAUUGGAGUUUUUCUUCUCAAACUUGUCUUUGCUAGCUCUUCCCAUCCAUAGUAUUUAUCUUUCUGAGAGUUGAGACAAAUAAGUAACAUGGCUCCGGACCACAGCAUGCAUCUUGGAGUUGAAGCAAGCAGCAAAUAUAUCAUGUGCCAUCUACAUUGGAACUCUCUUUGGCUUUCUACCAAGUACCAACCAAGGUUCACUACUCUGGAAGUCUUGGUGACAGUUGCUGACUCACUGGCAUUAGGAAUUUCAGCAAUGUUAUCUUUUUGGGGAAAUCUGAUUGGAGGUCUGUUAACAGCGUCAGACAGGCCGAUGAAACAACACAAGUAGCAGGAGUGAGGGUGAGAGCUCUCGUUCGGCUCGCUUGGUGUUGAUCGAAGAUAUCUGGGAAAACAAGAUUGAUGAAGAUUUUGCAUGUGUACUGCACCGGGUGAAGAUCCUCUGUAGUAGUGCACGGUACAGUAGUGCAGAUGACGUGUGGGGUCAGGUCUACUGCACCCAUUCUCUUUGACAAUGCAACACUUUUUCUGCUCAUCAUUAGGUUUUUUUUUCUUUGAGGGGGACAUAAUCAUCAGGUGGCUAAUGGGAAAAAAAAGAAGACUGCAUACACGCUGCAUUCCCAGCCCGUCACGGCCCAGAAGACCCAGGCCCAACCGCGUUUGAGGAGUCAACUACUUGCCGGGAACGGAAACGCGCACCGAGUCCAGCACGAAAUUUCCUUGCUAUGGCACGCGCUUUUUACCUCCACCGUCCGAAUCGGAAAGAGGACACCUCACGUCAACUACCCUAUAUAAUAACGACCUUCACCACGAGUUUGUUCCCCUUCGCGACCUCGCGGACAGAAGAACAAGAGAAAAAAAGAAGAUUCCCCCGAGUUCGCUCUCCGGAAUCCUCCGCCCGCCGCCGCCGCCGCUUUUUAUGGAUUUCGGAAGGAACGCUGCAGCCCGGACUUGUGAAGCGAAGAGCAGCGUCUCCCCCCGCCCCUCCGGUCUGCCCUUCUCACCGGCCCCCUCCACGCCGUGGUUCCGCGAGCUGUGGGUCAACUCCCCCAAAUAACACCCUUCUGCAGAGGUGGAAAUUGGUGGAUUUCUUGAUUGGUUGAAGGAAGUAAAACAAAGGGGACCCACUACCCACCGUCCUUUCGGCGAGCGUUGGGGUCUUAUCCAUUUAAACUAAAAUAAGGUCAUUCACAAGAAGGCUGUCAACUGUAAACAUGUAUAGGCCGAAGAUCCCCAAUUCGGGGUGGGCUGCUUUCGAUCGCAGGUUUGGCACAGCUGAUGGAGGGGAUGAUGUUGAUGUCAACUCAUUUCCUGCUCUCUCGGGUUCUAGAGGCUCCGGUUCUG
This is a messenger RNA of Triticum aestivum (bread wheat), 4272 nucleotides long. RefSeq names its product putative pentatricopeptide repeat-containing protein At5g08490. The transcript has 5 exons. The record is from RefSeq and is a predicted model, not a curated record. Gene Ontology annotation, molecular function: protein binding; RNA binding. The coding region runs from base 155 to 2782 and encodes 875 amino acids. Gene Ontology annotation, cellular component: intracellular membrane-bounded organelle. Lineage: Eukaryota; Viridiplantae; Streptophyta; Magnoliopsida; Poales; Poaceae. Gene Ontology annotation, biological process: RNA modification.